AUGUUUCUCAAUGUUUAUCUACAGGAUGGAGAAUAUUUUUUCUCACUGGAAUCGGUGAAAGUCCUUCAGCACCUGAUGGACAGCAGCUCUGUCUCCCAGCAGCAGAAUCUUCGUCUAGUCAAGACCAGCAAUGUUGCAGUUUGUGGGAACCCAACCAUGCCCCAGGAGUUUAUAGAGCUCUGUCAUCAAAGUGGCUCGUCCCUGGUCUUCUCCAGGCUAGCUGCAAUUCCUCCUUAUGUUUGUGAAAUCUGUGCUUUUGCUGACUGUCAGCCUGAUAAGCCUGCAGCAUCGCUAUGUUGUGCAGAGAUGCGACAGCCUGACCUGCUGCCAUGUAGGCUCUUUUCACAAGGGUUGAAGGAAGCCUACACAGCUUUGAGGGCAAAGAGGGUUUUCUCCAUGAUGCUGACAAUGAAGCUUCUGACAGUUUCUUUUCUUUUUGCAUCCUGCUUCCUGAGCUCACAAAGUAUAAUGGUUACGGACAGUGGGUUUAGCUUUACGCUGGAGGCUGUAAAGAUUCUGAAGCAGCUGAUGGGAGCCCUUGAAAAUGAAUAUCCUGAUCCUCCUGCAAGCACUCCAGAGCCUCUUUGUGUCAGCUUAGAUCUCCCAAAAGAGUUCCUGGAAGUGUGCCAGCGAGAUGACCAUGACAGAAUCUUUGCAAAUCUGGUUAAAAUCAUCACACCUCCCGACCCAUGCGAGAUCUGUGCCAAUGCCGCCUGCACUGGAUGUUUGUUCAACACGAUUCAACUCACCAGCUCUAUAUGAAAUAUGCUUUCAUCUUGUUUUGCUUUUUUCUUUAUGUGAUUACUUGUUUAAGUGUAUUUUUCUUCUCAGCUAUUUUUGUUGCUGUUUUAACCAGCACACCCCUAUGUGAGCAAAUAACUCCUCAAAUCUAUACUGGAAAUAAAUAAUUGUAUAAGAUGA
This is a messenger RNA of Tachysurus vachellii, 921 nucleotides long. RefSeq lists its product as uncharacterized. Gene Ontology annotation, molecular function: guanylate cyclase activator activity. Gene Ontology annotation, cellular component: extracellular region. The transcript has 6 exons. The record is from RefSeq and is a predicted model, not a curated record. The coding region runs from base 1 to 762 and encodes 253 amino acids. Lineage: Eukaryota; Metazoa; Chordata; Actinopteri; Siluriformes; Bagridae.